Trichomonas vaginalis G3 is the source of this 1338-nucleotide messenger RNA. RefSeq names its product ankyrin repeat protein family. Gene Ontology annotation, molecular function: protein binding. Bases 1 to 1338 code for a protein of 445 amino acids. Lineage: Eukaryota; Parabasalia; Trichomonadida; Trichomonadidae. The record is from RefSeq and is a predicted model, not a curated record. The transcript has a single exon.
AUGUUAUUUUGCGCAAAGUACAAUAACAUCCAAGCAUUUUUGGUCUAUUUAGAUCAAACGAACUGUAUUGAGGAAUGUUUUUGUUACUCACCUUUAUUUCAUUCACCAAUUCUUAUCAAUUAUCUAAUCGAACAUGGUGCAAAUGGCGAAUAUGAAUCAAACCGUUACAGGUAUGCAAUUUCAUAUGCAGCAACCUGUAGUCUAGAUUCAGUAAUGGAGUUAAUUCUUUCAAAAAACUUGGCUGUAAAUACGUUUGAUGAUAUAUAUAGAACUCCCCUUCAUUUUGCAGCGAUAUUCAAUAACAAAGAAAUUGCACAAAUCCUCAUUGCAAAGGAAGCAUGUGUCAACUGUAGAGAUAGAUAUGGGAAAAUUCCUCUUCAUUAUUCUGCAGAGGGAAAGCAUAAUGACAUUGCUGACCUACUUAUAUCAAACGGUUCAAAAAUCAAUCUCAAAGAUAGGUAUGGAAAAACUCCUCUCCACUAUGCAGCUGAAGAAAAUAAUAUUCAAUUAGGAAACUUACUUAUUGCACAUCAAACUGACAUAAAUUCAAAAGAUGAAACUGGAAAAACCGCUGCUCAUAUAGCUUCGGAAUCAAAUUUUUAUGAGUUUGUAGAACUUCUUGUGGCCAAUAAAGCAAACAUCAAUUUAAUUGAUAAUAAUCAAAAAAUGCCUCUUCAUUACGCUGUUAAAAAUAAUAAUAUUGAAAUUGUUAAACUUCUGGUUUCCCAUGGAGCAGAUAUUAAUGCCAAAGAUAAUUUUGGAUGGACUGUCAUUCAUGAAGCAGCUGGCAAUAAUUACAUUGAAAUCGCAAAAUAUCUUAUAAAGUGCGGGGUAAACAUCAAUGCCAAAACUGAAAAUGGGGAUAUCCCACUUGCUUUUACAAUGGAAAAUGAUUAUUCUGAUAUGGCUGCCCUUCUAAUUUCAGAUGGUUCAAAUGUCAAUGAAAAAAACAAUGAUGGAAUUGGUUGUCUUCAUUUUGCCGCAAUUCGUAAUAGAGUUGAAAUAUCAAAACUUCUCAUUUCAUCUGGUGCAGAUAUUAACUCAAAAGAUAAAUUUAAAAAUACUGCUCUUCAUUACGCUGUAGAUGGCAAUGCUAAAGAAUCAGCAGAACUACUUAUUUUACAUGGAAUAGAUAUUAAUGCAAAAAGAAUUUUGGAUGAAACUGCCCUUCAUUGUGCAAUAAUAAAUAAUAAUAAAGAUUUAGUAGAGCUUCUUAUUUCAAAGGGCGCCAACGUCAAUUUACAAGCAAUUCCUCAUAUGACUCCUCUUUCCCUUUCACUUUUAACAAGUGAUGAAGAAAUUAUUGAUAUUCUAUUUGAUGCUAAUAUUCGUCAUUAA